Messenger RNA from Pyricularia grisea, 969 nucleotides. RefSeq lists its product as uncharacterized. Lineage: Eukaryota; Fungi; Ascomycota; Sordariomycetes; Magnaporthales; Pyriculariaceae. The coding region runs from base 1 to 969 and encodes 322 amino acids. The record is from RefSeq and is a predicted model, not a curated record. The transcript has a single exon.
AUGACCUCCAUACUCAUCACAGGCGGCGCAGGCUUCAUCGGCCAGGAGCUCGCCGCCGUCCUGGCACAGCAGUCUGACAUCUCCAUAACCCUGACCGAUCUCACCCAGCCGCCCAUUCCGCCCACCCCGGCCGGCCAGGGCACCAACGUAACCUUCAACUGCGUCGCCUCUGACCUUACAGACCCGGCAUCCAUCGCCACCAUAUUUGCUCAGAGGUAUUCUGCAGUCUACACACUGCACGGCCUCAUGUCGGGCGGCUCCGAGGCCAACCUGGAGCUGGGUCUGCGCGUCAACCUCGACAGCCACAGGCAGAUCCUCGACUUCUUACGAAAGAACCACCCUGGCACAAAAGUCAUCUUCCCCUCCAGUCUUGCCGUCUAUGGUCCCACCGGUCCGGGCGAGAUCGUGUCCGAGUUGACCUGCCCGAUCCCGCAGAGCAGCUACGGUGCCGAGAAGCUCAUCGUCGAGACGCUGCUCAACGACUAUUCUCGCCGGGGCCUGCUGGACGGCCGCGUCGUGCGCCUGCCGACCGUCGUGGUCCGACCGGGCGCUCCUUCGGCCGCCGCCUCGUCCUUCGCCUCGGGUAUCAUCCGCGAGCCGCUCCGCAACCAGCCCAGCACUCUGCCCGUACCGCUGAACCUUGAGAUGUGGGUCGCGUCCCCGGCCACCGUGGUCAAGAACUUGAUCGCUAUUAAGGACGUGCCGGCCGAACAGUUUGGCUUAUGGCGCACCAUAAACCUGCCCGGCAUAACCGUCACGGUGCAGGAGAUGCUGGAUGCGCUCGAGGCGGUCGGCGGAAAGGAGAAGAGGGCGCUCGUCAGAGAGGAGAGGGACGAGAAGAUCGAGAUGAUUGUUUGCAGCUGGCCGUCAAGUAUGGAUACAUCCAGGGCGCAGAGUCUGGGGCUUGUGGCUGAUGUGCCCAUCUUGGAGACCGUCAAAUCUUUUGCCAAGAGCGAGGGGCUGUUAUAA